CUCUAUUUUAAGUACUGUCACCGUUCAACCUCACCUCUGCUUGUUUUCCUUUGACUAGCAAAUGGCGGACCAGCUUUCCGCCCAGCUCGAGCCAUGGUACAACCUACAGAACAAGGUGGUCCUAGUCACGGGCGCCUCCUCUGGUUUAGGCCGAGACUUCUGUCUGAAUCUUGCCAAAGCCGGCUGCAGGAUUGUUGCUGCCGCUCGCCGCGUAGAUCGUCUCAAAUCUCUCUGUCAAGAAAUUAAUCAGCUUCCUUCUCUUUCUUCGCCGAAUGAUAGGCCCAAUUCUGCUCGCCGAGCUAUUGCUGUGGAGCUUGACGUUUGCGCCGAUGGGGCUACUAUUGAUAGGUGCGUGCAGAUGGCUUGGGAAGCCUUUGGUGGCAUCGAUGCUUUGGUAAAUAAUGCGGGAGUUAGAGGUAGCGUGAAGACUCCGCUGGAUUUGUCUGAGCAGGAGUGGGAUCACGCAGUCAGGACAAAUUUGACUGGAUCCUGGUUGGUGUCCAAAUCUGUAUGCAUACGUAUGCGCGACUCAAAAAGAGGAGGAUCAAUCAUUAAUAUUUCUUCCAUUGCUGGUCUUCACCGUGGUCAGUUACCUGGAGCUGUUGCAUAUGCUUCUUCAAAGGCGGGCUUAAACGCCAUGACCAAGGUCAUGGCUCUGGAAUUGGGCGUGCACAAAAUCAGAGUGAACUCAAUAUCACCUGGACUCUUCAAAUCUGAGAUCACAGAGGGUCUUAUGCAAAAGGAAUGGCUAAAUAAUGUUGCUUUGAGAACUGUUCCUUUACAAGAAUUCGGCACCUCAGAUCCGGCCUUAACGUCACUGGUUCGAUACUUAAUCCAUGAUUCCUCAGAGUAUGUGACUGGAAAUAUAUUCAUUGUUGAUGCAGGGGCCACCCUGCCAGGUGUUCCUAUAUUCUCGUCCCUUUGAGUUUUCUUUACAUGACCUUUAUAUUUUCUUCUGUUUGUGUGUCAAUUUAGUUUUCAUUGAACUGUAAGGUAGGAUUUGAUUAAAAAAAAAAAAAAAAAAAACCUGAAAGGUAGAAUGAUAUACUGUGCUGUAAAAGAAUUUCAAAUUGGAACAUGGCAGUCCUGAUCAAGCUUUCUUGGCAA
Manihot esculenta (cassava) is the source of this 1107-nucleotide messenger RNA. Its product is annotated as 3-oxoacyl-[acyl-carrier-protein] reductase FabG. Lineage: Eukaryota; Viridiplantae; Streptophyta; Magnoliopsida; Malpighiales; Euphorbiaceae. Gene Ontology annotation, molecular function: oxidoreductase activity. The record is from RefSeq and is a predicted model, not a curated record. The transcript has 3 exons. Bases 62 to 925 code for a protein of 287 amino acids.